Messenger RNA from Micromonas pusilla CCMP1545, 1132 nucleotides. RefSeq lists its product as uncharacterized. Lineage: Eukaryota; Viridiplantae; Chlorophyta; Mamiellophyceae; Mamiellales; Mamiellaceae. Bases 1 to 930 code for a protein of 309 amino acids. The record is from RefSeq and is a predicted model, not a curated record. The transcript is spliced from 4 exons.
AUGGGUGAAAAACUUUUGAGGUCUUUUAUAGAACGCGCCUCAUCAGUCGACCACGUCAGUCGUUAUCCAUCGCGCGACGCGCGCACUCCGAGACGCGCGGACGAGCGCACGACCGCGCCGCGCACUUCCACUCUCGGGACGAUGCCCGCGCUCGUCCUCUCCGCGCGCGCGACGUCGCCCGCGGCGGCGCCGACGCGUCCGCGCGCGCCCGCGCGCGACCUCGCGCGCGCGCCCCCGCGCCACGACAGACACAGAUCUCGUCGCUCUCGCGUCGCGACGGUCGCGCUCGCCGGGCGUCGCCCGCCGUCCGCGGCCGCGGCGUCCGCGGCCGCGUCCGACGCCGCGGCGCCCGUGAAAGCGUGGAAAGGCGACGUCCCGCCGCAGUCGUCCCUCCCCACGCGCGCGGACGGCUCCGUGGACUACUCGUCCAUCGACGCGUCGCCGAUCAGCAAAGUCCUCAUCCGCACGAUACGCGGCCUCCUCGUCAAGGAAGUCGGCGAGGACACGGACCCGCGCGCGUGGGACGACUUCGACGCGGUGCUGACGCCCGUGAGGGAGGUGAACGACAUGAAAGGCACCGCGAGGGACGUCACCGUGCGCGCGAAGAGAGUCUUCGCGGGGAUCUUGCCGGCUCUGUACAUCGGCUGGGUGCCGCCAAUCUGGAAUCCAACUUCGCGUUCGUGCUCGUGUUCACGACGCUGUUCCCGUGGCUCAUGGGACCGAUGGAGGGGAUCGACCACGUGGACGUGCGCGUCCCGCAGGCGAUCAAGGCGGAGCGAUGCCGGUUCUUGGAGCAGAGCGGCUGCGCGUCGGUGUGCGUCAACUCGUGCAAGGCGCCGUCGCAGGAGUGGCUCGGCGAGGACUUCGGGAUGGAUCUCCACAUUCAGCCAAACUACGACGACUUCUCGUGCCAGUGGAAGUUUAACGUGAAGCCGCCGCCGUUGUACGAAGACGCCGCGGUGAUGGUGCCGUGCUUCUCGAAGUGCCCGAGCGAAUACAAGGGCGAGAAGGACGCGUUUCGGCAGCUCGCGAGGGCGACGGGGUGGGGAUCGUGGACGGGGUGGACACGUACACCGGGGAGAGUUUAGAGGCGAUCGCGCGGCGCGCGAGCGCCGCGGCGCUGGCGGACGCG